UAACCAGUUUGCGAUCAAGCGCCGCGGAGCGAUUACGAACCUAAGUGUGUUUUUACGUUAUAAUUGUGUAUGUAGAGUAAAAUGGAAAUACUUAUAUGGAUUUAUGUGUGUGUUGUCGCGGUUGUAUUGCAAUCAUUUCAAGCUCAAAGCCAAGUUACAUACGCAUCAGUCCCGAAGUCCUUCACACACGACAAAGUUAUAGUGUGCUAUCUAACACGAUGGGCAGCAUACCGAGAGGGGGAUGGCAAGUUUGACAUCUUCGACACAGAGCCGUCCCUCUGCACUCAUCUCAUCUACGCCUUCGUCGGUCUGGACGAGAACUCGAACAAGAUCAGGAGUAUUGAUCCUUGGCAAGAUUUAGAAGUAAAUUAUGGGCUAGGUGGCUUGAAACAUGCAGUGGAGUUAAAGAAGAAGAAUCCAUAUAUGAAGGUAUCAGUUGGCAUAGGAGGUUGGAACGAAGGGUCCAUCAAAUAUUCCAAUAUGGUUGCCGAUCCGAAAAGGAGAAAAAUUUUUGUUACGAGUGUUGUUAAUUUUCUGGAAGUCCACAAAUUGGACGGUUUGGAUAUUUUUUGGGAUUGCCCGACGCAAAGGGGUGGAAAACCGGACGAUAGAAAAAAUUUACUGCUACUAGUUAAAGAAUUAAAUGAAGCCUUCGAACCGAACCGCAAGCUUCUAACAGCCACUUUGAGAACUGGAUACAUGGAUAGCAAGAUGAAUGAUCUGUACGAUCUCGUUCAGUUGAACUUCUACUUGGAUUAUAUGCAUAUCAUGGCGUAUGACUACCAUGGGGCGUGGGAAGGGUUCGUUGGAGCUAACGCGCCUUUACGAGGAAUGGAUGAUAAUGAUAUAUUAAAUAUCGAAUACACCGUCAAAUACCUUUUAUCUUUUGGUAUAACAACAAACAAAUUGGUGCUGGGGUUGCCUAUGUUUGGAAGGACUUUCACUUUCAACACGCGUGUUGUCAAUGAGGUGGAAUUUUUAAAAACACCGACUACAACUACAGGGUUCGCCGGACGGUUCUCUAAAGAAAAUGGAUUCAUUGGUUAUAAUGAGAUCUGCCUGCAACUAAUGAACAAGACGUCUGAAUGGGAGCAAUUCUGGCACAACCAGACUGUCACGCCGUACCUGCGGGAUGACACUCGCUUUAUCAGCUAUGACAACACGCGCUCUUUUGCCAACAAAGUGAAGUACGUCAUAGACAGUGGCUUCGGCGGUGUCUUUGUAUACAGUAUAGCGACAGAUGACUUCAGAGGCAGCUGUGACGAGGAGGUGGACACGUAUAUCGACUUCAUUGAACGAUUCAAUAAAAUCGCUAAUGUUCCUAUUUUGAAAACGGCUUUGGAAAACUUUAAUACGUAUGAAAUCCAGACCGAAUACUACAGUAUCUCUAACGGAAAGCCCCGCCUUAAACUACCAAGUCCACAGUUUGGAAACUACCCUCUGUUGAGAACAGUGAACGAAGCAAUUACCUUAUCCCUAGAAGAAAUAAAAGUUAACAACGAAAUCGAACGGAUUUUAGACGAAAGAGCAAAGCUUGUAGAGAAGGGCAGUGUUCCGUGUUUUAGGACGUGCAAUGAAAUAUGCUUUUACGGCUUCUGAUUUUUAUUAAAAGUGUACUCGUUGUUAAUUUCUUUUUAAAACAAUAAAUAUAUUAAUUAUUUUAA
Molecule: messenger RNA, 1664 nt
Organism: Bicyclus anynana (squinting bush brown)
Lineage: Eukaryota; Metazoa; Arthropoda; Insecta; Lepidoptera; Nymphalidae
Product: probable chitinase 2
Exons: 9
Coding region: 82-1599 (505 amino acids)
Biological process (GO): carbohydrate metabolic process; chitin catabolic process
Cellular component (GO): extracellular region
Molecular function (GO): chitin binding; chitinase activity
Source: RefSeq, a predicted model, not a curated record